GCCCAUAACUGCAGCCUCAGAUCAGGACAAAGAUAACAAUGCCAGUGGCUGUGAAGGCCCAAGGUUUCACAAUGAAGUGGACUCGAGAUCUUGUAUUCUGCACUUUUUUUUUCCAUGCAGUCAGUGUGAGGGCUAUUAACCCUGGAUUUAAAGGAAAAAUUACCACAAAAGGAAUUAAUUAUGGUUGCCAGAUCAUAACGUCUGUUUUGCAAAAUAGGUUACUCAAUAUGAAAAUUCCAGACAUUUCAGGCAUCAAAUACACCAAUGCCUUACAUCAACUUCAGUACGACAUAAAUAGGAUAACCAUAAGUAACGUGAAUUUACCAGACAUGAGUAUCAUCCUGGUCCCUAACCUGGGAUUGAAAGUUGCUAUGUCCAAUGGCUACAUUGAGACGAGUGGUAACUGGCAGAUUAAAGCAAAUAUUUUCAGGACUCAUGGUACUGUAAAGGCACAGAUCAACAGCAUUGCCAUCUCAUUUUACCUUAAGUUCGGCAAAGAUAAUUCAGGCCAACCUACUGUAACAAUGAUGGACUGUGCAAGUUACAUCUCAAAACUCCAAGUUUAUGUUUCAGGAAACGCUAGCUGGUUGUACAACCUGAUCAUCAGAUGGUAUGAACCAACCUUAAGAAGAUAUCUGAGUGACAAGAUCUGUCUUGAAUUGCAGAAAAUCUUCACCGAAAAAAUAGGUCCAUUUCUCCAAACUAUGCCAGUGACAAAGAAAAUUGACAAAUAUGUUGGGAUUGACUACUCUUUAACCAGUCUUCCAGAAGUGGCAAAGGAUUCACUAAUUUUGCCCCUCAAGGGAGAAUUCUAUAAUCUUUUGCAUCGUGCUGAUGUCCCUUUUCCUGCUCCACCAAUGGAUUUUUUAGUGGACCAUGACCGGAUGCUUUCUAUUGGAUUCUCUGAGUAUUUUUUUAAUUCUGCUGGUUAUGUAUUCAACUCAGUAGGCGAUUUAUCUAUUAACAUUACUGAUGACAUGCUCCCUGAGAAUUCUCAUAUACACUUGGAUACAUUGACCAUGGGAACCCUAAUACCACAGGUGAAAAAAAUUUAUCCAGUUAUGAAGAUGGAGCUUCACAUUGUAACUGAUUCUGCACCAACUGUGGCAUUUUUGCAUGGUAAAAUCAUCCUGACAACUUCUGGAGAUGUCUAUGCUUUUGCUAUCUUACCAAAUUCCACACUAGCUCCACUCUUCAGUGUAAAGCUGAAUGCACAGAUCACAACCACAAUAGAUAUAAAAGAUGACAAGAUUACUGGGCAACUAACGUUGGAUAGGAUACAAUUGUCUUUAAAGAAGUCAAACAUUGGUCCAUUUCAAGUAAACUGUCUGCAAACUGCAAUUGAUUUCCUGGUCUCUAUUGUCAUUUUACCACGUAUUAAUGCUGCCCUGGCUGAUGGAUACCCACUUCCUCUGAUCGACCACUUCAAACUGUCGAACCUUGCUGUAAAACCUCACAAGAAUUUCCUGCUGAUUGCCACAGAUUUCACCUACAUUUGAAUAUCAAAAGAGUUGCACACCAAGGACGCAGUGAUCAAAAACUGAAGCAUCC
Molecule: messenger RNA, 1551 nt
Organism: Stegostoma tigrinum
Lineage: Eukaryota; Metazoa; Chordata; Chondrichthyes; Orectolobiformes; Stegostomatidae
Product: bactericidal permeability-increasing protein-like
Exons: 16
Coding region: 39-1499 (486 amino acids)
Molecular function (GO): lipid binding
Source: RefSeq, a predicted model, not a curated record